AUGGAGACAAUAGACGACAUCAUCGACGCGAUUGAGACACCCGAUGAUAACGAUCUCCAGGAUACCGAAAUCGAAGAAGAAGUCGAAGAAGUGGUUAGAUCAAUGAUGUUGGUUAUUUGUGGUGAUGCGUCGUCCGGCGGAGACGCCCCAUCGACAGAGUUGCAGCCUGUCGAAUCCACUGCAACAUCUGAAGGCGGACCUCUGGACGCGGUGCAGGACGUUAAUGAAGAGCGAACUCCGGCUAAGGGAGCCGAAGUGUUCAACAGAUUCGGUGAACUAGUAGGUUGGCUAGAUCCGGGAGCAACACCCGUGCAAAGCGCUCCACGACGGCUGAACCCGUUUUCGGUGACGUGGAAAUGCGUCAAACGGGUUGUACGUGGAAUCUGUUGCUGCCGAUGUGAAGGCGUCGACUAA
This is a messenger RNA of Macrosiphum euphorbiae (potato aphid), 414 nucleotides long. The record is from the annotation of a GenBank genome assembly. Lineage: Eukaryota; Metazoa; Arthropoda; Insecta; Hemiptera; Aphididae.